AUGAGUGAUUUAAGUCCCCACCAGCAAACGGGAGUGCAACUUGGCCAUCAAGUCUCCGAAGAGGACAUUAAACGAUACAGAGAAAUCUUUCAACUUGUGGAUAGAGAUGGAGGAGGUGAAAUUGAACAAGAGGAGCUUGGUACUUUGAUGAGAACCCUAGGAUUGAAACCUUCCGAUGAAGAAAUUAAUGAAAUGAUGAAAGAGGCAGAUGCCGAUAAUUCAGGUGCUAUUGAUUUCGAUGAAUUUGUAGCAGUCAUGUCAAGGAGCGUUCAAUCACAAUACACAGUGGAGCAGUACAUUAAUGCUUUUAAAACUUUUGAGACUGAUGAUUGCCCCUACGGGGUUGUGAAAACCAAGGUGUUGGAGCACGCAUUAACCACCUACGGUGACAAUCCCAUUACGUUACAGGAGGCUACUGAACUGUUGGCCAACGUAGAUCCAGAAAAUACUGGCAAGAUCAAUUACAUUAAUUACAUCAAUAUGCUUGCAGUUCAAUCAGGAGGCCAACAACAACAGAAAAACAGUUAG
Molecule: messenger RNA, 528 nt
Organism: Naegleria lovaniensis
Lineage: Eukaryota; Heterolobosea; Eutetramitea; Acrasida; Naegleriidae
Exons: 3
Coding region: 1-528 (175 amino acids)
Cellular component (GO): cytoplasm
Molecular function (GO): calcium ion binding
Source: RefSeq, a predicted model, not a curated record